This is a messenger RNA of Pundamilia nyererei, 3240 nucleotides long. RefSeq names its product nascent polypeptide-associated complex subunit alpha, muscle-specific form-like. NCBI's taxonomy places the organism in Eukaryota, Metazoa, Chordata, Actinopteri, Cichliformes, Cichlidae. Bases 118 to 2634 code for a protein of 838 amino acids. The record is from RefSeq and is a predicted model, not a curated record. The transcript has 28 exons.
ACAAAGCAUACCAAACAUCAUGUCAGCACAGAGGUAACGGUAGACAAAGGAAGAGAAGAGUGCACAGUAGAGGCACCACAUGCAUCCAUCGCCCUGAUUCUAUUACACGCAGCAAAAAUGGAGCUCCAGGUUUGUCACUCCUGCGGAUGGUCCAAAGUGACAACUUACCAGGGCCUGAGAAUUCACCAGGGGAAGAUGGGAUGCACCCCGAAGGGUGUGAGGGUUUCAGACCCUCCACAGCAUUACACACAGAGCUAUGUGGGACACACAAAAACUCAAAUGGACCUCAGGCUAGAUGUCUGCACCUCUUUCAAGAUUGAAACAACAGAAUAUUCAAACCUGAGCCUCCAGGUUUGUCACUGCGGAUGGAAUAAAGUUACGACUUACCAGGGUUUAAGAAUUCACCAGGGGAAGAUGGGAUGCACACCAAAGGGAGUGAGGAUCCCCCAAAAGGAGCAGUACAAAUGCAAAAAUCAGUGGGAGGAGGACACGGAAUACUGGAAACCAGCUAAGAAGGCGACUGUAAAGGAGGAGAAUUUUCCAGAGUCACCAAGCGUGUACGGCUAUGCCAACUCUGGAGCAACGGCCAUAUUCAAGGAAGAAAACAAACUGACAGCUUCUGCAUAUACACAGCACUACUCCCAAAGAGCCAGAAAGUCGCAGCAUCAGCUGCAGGAACACUCCACCCUUCCACAGGUGAGCAGGCCUGCCAGGGAGCCUUCAGCACCACCAUACCCAGGAAAUGUAGUCAGGCCUAAGGAGAAAAAAGUAAAGCAGAAAACAUUAUCACAGAUAGAACACAGCAGCACGAUGGUAGAAUACCUGAGUGUUGACCUCUGUAGAGACUAUACAACAACAGCAACCAAAAUCAAGCAGGAGCCCAAAUCACCACUUCACACAACUCCACAGCCAUCUUUCCACAGAGCCAGCCGUCGCCUGCCGCAGGAGUUCCCCCCUGGUUUAGAGGUACAAAGAUCCUUGCCUCCAACUCCUCCACCACGGGAACAAACAGUGCUGCCUAUGAAAAAAGACAGCAGGGAGCAAACACAGAUGAACAGACCUACCAGGCAGCCUUCAGCACCAUCAUACCCAAGAAACAUAGUCAGGCCUAAGAAGAAAAAAGUGAAGCAGCAAACAUUUUCACAGACAGAAGACAGUAGAGAAGUGGCAGGAUAUCUGAGCAUUGACUGCUGUGCAGACUAUCCAACAACAACAACCAAAAUCAAGGAGGAGCCCAAGUCACCACUAGCAACCCCACAACCAUCUUUCCAAAGAGCCACCAGCGUUCAGCAGCAGGAGGUUCCCCUGGAAGCAGCAGUGAUGCUCAAAAAUCAAGAGAAGAAGGAUCAAACACAGAAUUCACCAGGACCAGCAAAGACAAGCAGCAGUAACAGCUCUGCAGCAACGUUCAGAGAGGAUGAAUACGAAUCAGCAGCUUCUGCACAACGCUCCACCCAAAGAGCCAAUAACUCAAAGUCAGACCAUCAACUUUACGAGUUCCCCACCCUUCCACAGGUGACUGCACCUGCCAGGGAGCCUUCAGCACCACCAUACCCAGGAAAUGUAAUCCAAUCUAAGGAGGAACAAAUAAAGCAACAACCAUUAUCACAUGCAGUAGACUGUAGUGCAAUGACAGGAUAUAUAAACAUUGACCCAUCUGCAGACUAUGCAACACCAGCAGCCAAAAUCAAGGAGAAGCCAAAAUCACCACCCCCAACCUCACAACCAUCUUUCCAAAGAGCCACCAGUGACCAGCAGCAGGAAUUCUCCACAGGUUUGAAGGCAAGCAAAUCAGCCAGAGACCACCCGACAGCACCACCUCCGGUCCCGCCGAAGAAGAAGCAUUCGGCUUUAUUCAAGGAAAGGCUGGAGAGGUUCAAAGCUGAAUUACAGCCAAAACUUCAGAUGACAGAGGGGAAGAACUGUGAAGUCAGAGCCUGCAGACCAGAGAACGUUUCAGAUGUAAUGAGUGCAAACACACAAACAAGUCCUGCAGCAGCGGACGUCUCACCGAAGGACAAUCCAACACAGUUGGAUCACGCUGCAGAGGCUGAACUCUCCACUGGUGUGAAGGUGAAGGAACUCGCCUGCAUGUUUUCAGCCAAGGAAACGCUGAUUUCAACAAAGGAGAAACACGGAGCCAACCAAAAACCAUCUCAGGUGAAACUGCUGGCUCAAAGGUUUUCAGUCAUUUCUGCCCAGGAAACAGCAGCCAAAGCAAAGGAGGAGCACGGGGAGGAGCAGAAACCCACACAGAUGGUGACAGAUUCAAAAAGCGAUCCCAUUGAAAUCAAUUCUGCAGCAGUGAAAGCAUCACUAACAGUGGAGAAGGAUCCCAAAAUAUCGUGUGAAAAUGCACCACUCUCAGAUUUCUCUUCUGGUUUGAAGGUGAAGGAUCUGGCCCGGAUGUUUUCAGCCAAUACAACAAAGGAGAAAACAAUCGGACUAAAAGAGAAACGGAGAGAAGAACAGAAACCUGCAAACGGGGCAAACCACAGUCAAUGUCAUUUAGAAAGCAGAGAGCAUAAUGUGGUGAAGCUGCUUAUCCAGAAGCUUUCAGCCAGGGAAACUAAAGAUCAUCAAAAAGAGAAAGACCCAGACAUGAAGGAUCGAAACCACUCAAAGUGGAUAUAAUGCUGGAUCCGGGCACAGGGAAGCAAGUGAGAGCCAGAGAAGAGAAGCAGAAAGCUCCAGAGGCUUAGAUGUAAUUCAGCAAUCUGCUUGGGCUCAGCUGCCUGAUCCAUGGGAAAUCUUACUGGGAGGUGGAGGUUAGCAACACGAGCAUCUGGGUGUAAUAAAAGCCAGCACAAGCCGUAAGGAGAACCUCUCACAAAACCCCAAAAAUGAUUCCUGGGUGAUCGCAAAAAGAUGACAAAGUCUGCACAGUCCUCACAGAACCACCUGCUUCCUUUGCCCAAAGGAAAACCUCACAAACGUUGGAGUUUUUGUGGAUUACAAGGAAGGUUUUGCGUCAUUCUACGAACCACAGUGUUUGUUUACUGGGGAACUUCACCCCUAUUUCAGUUUGCAUGUUAAAGAAGAUGCUUACCAUCAGUAACUAUGCAUGGGUGUUUGUGUAUAUGUGCAGUUCUUAUUGUUAUAUUUUUUCUUUAAGUGCCAUGUUUGGUAGAUUAUGCGUAAGUUCUGCCCGGGUGUUAAUGGUAAAUCAUUCAGUCCCAGUCUGCUGUCAUGUAUAAGCCUAGAUGUUGCUUUUGUUUCAUGAAAAAUAAAUAAACGCAU